Messenger RNA from Owenia fusiformis, 3607 nucleotides. The record is from the annotation of a GenBank genome assembly. NCBI's taxonomy places the organism in Eukaryota, Metazoa, Annelida, Polychaeta, Sabellida, Oweniidae.
UUGGAGCGAGAUAUUUCGAGACGUUGCCAUUUUGAAAUUACAUACUAUACCAUAACAAUGGAAGUAAAUGAAGGGAACCUACAGACUCUUGGGGGCUAUUUAGAAAAGACACUUAGUGUCGACUUUGCAGAAAGAAAAAAUGCUGAGAAGUUUCUAGAAUCAAUAGAAGGAAACCAAAACUAUCCAAUUCUGCUGCUACAUCUUAUUGACAAACCAGACUGUGCUGACCCCAUUAGAGUCAGUGCUUCAAUUAUGUUCAAGAAUUAUGUGAAGCGCAACUGGAGAGUGAUUGAAGAUUCUGGUGAUAAAAUACACGCAAAUGACAGAGUUGCAAUAAAACAGUUCAUUGUUGGACUUAUGCUGAAGAGUCCUGAACAUAUUCAGAAACAGUUUAGUGAUGCUAUAAGUAACAUUGGACGGGAGGAUUUUCCCGACAAGUGGCCAGAACUUCUUGGUGAAAUGGUGUCAAAGUUUCAAAGUGGAGACACUCAUGUUAUAAAUGGAGUCCUCAGAACAGCACACUCCAUAUUCAAGAGGUAUCGCCAUGAAUUCAAAUCUCAAAAAUUGUGGACGGAAAUCAAAUAUGUAUUAGAUAAUUUCGCUGCUCCGUUGACACAGUUGUUCAAUGAUACUAUGGAGCGAGCCAAUCAAAAUGCCAGUAACCUCGCAGCAUUGAAGAUUAUUUUCAGCUCCCUAGUUCUUAUUUGUAAGAUCUUCUACAGCCUUAACUUUCAGGACCUACCUGAAUAUUUUGAAGAUAACAUGGGAACAUGGAUGGGUCACUUCCACUCUUUGCUUCUAAUAGACAACAAACUAUUGCAAACACAUGAAGAUGAAGAAGCAGGUCUAUUGGAGCAGGUCAAGUCUCAAAUAUGUGACAAUGUAGGACUCUACGCCCAGAAAUAUGAUGAGGAAUUUUCAGCACACUUGCCAACUUUUGUAACUGAUAUAUGGAAUUUGCUAGUAUCAACUGGACAGCAAGUGAAAUAUGAUCUGCUUGUGACGAAUGCUAUUAACUUCCUGACAUCAGUGGCAGAGAGACCUGGCUAUAAGCACCUGUUUGACCCAAGCACAUUGAGUAGUAUCUGUGAGAAAGUUAUUGUGCCAAACAUGCAAUUCAGAGAGGCAGAUGAAGAAGGCUUUGAAGACAACCCAGAGGAAUACAUCAGGAGAGACAUUGAAGGCUCAGAUGUUGAUACACGGAGACGUGCUGCAUGUGAUUUGGUACGUGCAUUGAGUAAACAGUUUGAGGGUCCUGUCAUAGAGAAUUUCUCCCAAUAUGUGGAGUCUAACCUGGCAUUGUAUCAACAGAAUCCAGCUGCUAACUGGAAGCACAAAGAUGUUGCAGUGUACCUUGUUACCACACUUGCUGCCAAAGCACAGACUCAGAAGCAUGGUAUUACACAGACAAGUUCUCUAGUGAACCUCCAGGAUUUUUUCAACAGUCAAAUAGUCCCUGAUCUCCAAAAUGAAAAUGUUAAUGAGAGGCCAAUUCUCAAGGCAGAUGCCCUGAAGUAUGUGAUGACCUUCAGGAACCAACUUCCCAAUGAUAUCACAAUAGCUUGUAUUCCUUUGAUUAUAAAGCACUUAUUAGCUAAUAGUGUUGUACAGCACAGCUAUGCGGCACAUGGCUUAGAGCGCAUGUUCAUGUUGAAAAAUCCACAAGGGCAGCCAGCUGUGACGAGAGCACAUAUUCAACCACAUGUUGAGCAGCUGCUGACCAAUCUGUUUGCUGCCAUGUCCAAACCAGAGUCUCGAGAAAAUGAAUAUAUAAUGAAAGCUGUUAUGCGAACAAUCUCAUUGUUGGGAGAGGGAAUAUUGCCCUAUGUAGGCACCCUGGUGCCUCAACUUACUCAGACAAUAAUUGCUGUCAGCAAGAAUCCCAGCAAGCCACACUUCAACCACUACCUGUUUGAGUCUCUCUGUGUAUGUAUACGUAAUACUUGUAAGGCCAGUCCAGAGGCAGUCACAAGCUUUGAACAAAAUCUCUUCCCACCAUUCCAAGAAAUCCUCCAACAAGAUGUUCAAGAGUUCAUCCCUUAUGUGUUCCAAAUUUUGUCUUUGCUUCUUGAGAUGCACACUACCAGUAUCCCUGAUCCUUAUAUGGCUCUGUUCCCUUUUCUGUUGACUCCUGUGUUGUGGGAGAGACCUGGGAACAUACCUCCUCUGGUCCGUCUGUUGCAAGCAUAUGUUGAGAAGGGGCCUGGCCAGAUUGAAACAGAGCAAAUUGGUGGCCUUUUAGGAAUCUUUCAGAAGUUGAUAGCAUCAAAGAGUAAUGACCAUGAAGGCUUCUACCUGUUGAACAGUAUGCUACAGCAUAUGCCUGUGGAAGUAAUGGCUCAGUACUUAAAGCGCGUAUUUAUGCUGCUCUUCCAGAGGUUAACAAGUUCAAAAACAACAAAAUUUAUUAAAAGUCUCCUUGUAUUUUUCUGCCUGUAUAUUGCCAAGCAUGGCACUGGAUCUCUUGUGGAAAUGAUUGAUGCAAUUCAGCCAAAGAUGUUUGGUAUGGUGCUUGAUCGACUCUUCAUCUCUGAGGUACAGAAGGUGUCUGGUCAUACAGAACGUAAAAUAUGUGCGGUUGGGAUGACAAAUAUUCUGACCGAAACCCCAGCUUUAAUGACAGGAGACUACCAGAAUUUAUGGACCCCUCUCCUCCAGGCUCUCAUUGGGCUUUUUGAACUUCCAGAAGAUGAAUCUAUACCUGAUGAUGAGCAUUUCAUUGAAAUCGAGGAAACGCCAGGAUACCAGACUGCAUAUUCUCAGCUGAUGUUUGCUGGCAAAAAGGACACUGACCCAUUCUCUACAAUACCCAAUGCUAAAAUAUACCUAGCAAACAAACUACACCAGCUCUCCACAGCAAAUCCAGGAAAAAUUCCUGCUCUUAUAUCUGCAAGACUGGAGCCCAAUGCAUCAACGUUUCUACAAAAAUAUCUUCAAGCAGCCAAUGUGACAUUAUCCUAGCACUCAUGAAAUGGACACUUAUAUCAGUGGUUGCACUCAAAGAAGGUAGUUGGCAGUAAAAGACAUCCGUUACACUGAAAGAGAGUGGUUACACUGAUAUACUAAAAUCAGUGGUUGCACUCAAAGUCAGUGGUUGCAAUCAAUUAGUGGUUGCACUCAAAAUCAGUGAUUGCACUUUGUCGGCGUCUAGUGAAACCGGACUGAGAUUGAUAUUCAACUGACAGUUAUAACAGCUCUUGUAAAUACUGAUACAAAAAAGUGCAACAACAUGAUCAGCUUGUUUUUAGAUGAUUAAGCGGUUCUCAAAUGUUUUGUCAAAACUUUCUGAAGGUAAACUCAACAACCACGAUUUGUUCAUUGAUGUCAUAUUGUUCAUACAAAACCUAUUUAUUUUCUGCAUGACAACUUAAAAUUUCUUCAAGAAUAUUAGCAGUAGGAAACUGGUAUUUUUACCAAUUAGUAAAAAGAAAUAUCGAGUGUUUGUAGUGAUGCUUGUACAAUAAAUGCUGUUUUUGCAUUAUCAAUGAUUGCCAAAAUGUUUUGCCAAAAAUUGUGACUAUGAAAACAUAAAAUGUUUUGUAGGAAAUACAGCUACAUAUACUAUUAAUUUUUUAAAAAAUCGAUUUUUGUUUCUUCAUAUUGUUAC